AUGUCGCGCGUGCAGCAGCUCAUUCUCCAAGUGCUCCAGUCGCGCGCGACGCGCCGGGCGUCCAAGUCGUACCUAGACAUGUUCGCCCGUGCCGCUGCAAGACCUCCCUCAACGGCGCCGUCCUGCGAGCCGGCGACGGCCGCCGCCGCCCCGCCGCUGUCCGCCCCAUCGCGCUCGAGUCUCGCGACGGACCCGCUAUCGACGGCCGACCGCACAUCGCAUCGCGUGCCAACGCUCGAUCAGACAUACUUUGCCCUGGUCAAGCUGCAGGGCCCGUUUACUGAUCGGCAGCUCGCCUCGAUCGCCGACGGCCUCGUCUACCUUCAGACGCUGGGCCUUUGGCCGCGUCCCCCGCGCUUUGGCGCGGAUGGCGAGCGCGUUGGCGUGGACAUCGAUGAGCUCGCGGCGUGGACGCCGUCCCCUCGUUCGCGCGACGAGCGCGUGGGCCUCGCCGAGGCAGGGCUCCGAGCGCGCAUGGUGCGCGAGCUGUGGCGCGUCACGGAUGCACUCUCGGCAGCUGGCGCACAGCCGCGCCCGCAGGCGCAUGCGGUCGUGCGCGUUGGCACCGCGCACGAGCUCCCAACGGCCGCGCACGAGCCGCGCACGCCUCUUGUCUCUGACGUCUCACUGGCGCACGUCUAUGCGGACUUGCAGGCGGGCCACAUGCCCGUGGUGCUGCCGAUGGCCCUCGCCGAUGGGCCGCACCACGACGCGCCGCCCCGUUGCGUGUGCGUCGACGCGGACGACGUCAUGGUCGCCCUCACGCGCGACAUGGCCGACCCGGCUGUCUUCGAGUUGACGCCCGUGCGCCUGCUUGUCAUCACGCGCGAGGGCGGCGUGCCAUCGCAUGCGCGCGGUGGGCAUCCCCACCUGAUGAUCAACUUGGCGUCGGAGUACGAGUCGAUCCGUUCGUCGUACAUUUGGCACGAUACCCAUCCGACCGCGCUGCGCAACUUGGCCAUGGUGCGCGAUUGCCUAGCGUACAUGCCCAGCGUCGCAUCUGGCGUGCUGGCUACGCACCGCUCGCCACAGACGCUGAUCGGGAACCUGAUCACGAACAAGGCGGCGUACUCACCUAGCCUGCCGCCGCGCCUGCUCGCCGCGCGGCGUGAGAUGCGGCACAUGCCGACCGUGGUGCGCGCGGGCCUCCCGGUGCGUGUGCUUUACGAUUGGCGCGACGUCGAUAUGGGCCGCGUCCAAGCGACGCUCGAGCACAGCUUCCAGCGCCGACUCGACCGGGCGGCGUACGAGGCGCGACUCGCGGCUUCUCUCGACUUUGUCAUUGUGAUGGGCGACUACGAUGGCCUGGCGAUUGUGACGCGCGAGCAUGCACCGGACGAUGCGCCGGGGGCGCCGCCGAUCGCCUACCUGGACAAGUUUGCGGUGCGGCCCCAGCUGCAGGGCAGCGGCGCCGUGGACUUUUUAUGGAACGCUCUGCGCGACGAGGUGCAUGGGCUUGGCCUUCUCGACGCGCUCAACAGCAACGGCGGCAAGGGCGGUGUGGGGCGCGGCCGUGAUCUCGUGUGGAAGAGCCGCGCGACCAACGUGGUGAACCCGUGGUACUUGGAGCGCAGCAGCGGCUUUGUGCGCUUGCCCAGCGGCUGGCUCAUGUUCUGGUGCGAUGCCGAGGACCGGCUCAGGCAGCUGGCUGGCGAGCCCAUCGUCCCGGCCGGCGCACGCCUCGACGAUGUGUGGACGAAUGGGCCGCCGGCGCUGCCGACGCUCCCGGUCAUUGCACCGCAGGAGCAGGGGCGUCUCGAGCGCUGGGCCCGGUGCCUCGCGACGCUCCCGUCGGCGUGGAUGGACCGCUAG
This is a messenger RNA of Malassezia sympodialis ATCC 42132, 1812 nucleotides long. RefSeq lists its product as uncharacterized. The record is from RefSeq and is a predicted model, not a curated record. The transcript has 2 exons. Bases 1 to 1812 code for a protein of 603 amino acids. Gene Ontology annotation, biological process: L-arginine biosynthetic process; L-ornithine biosynthetic process. NCBI's taxonomy places the organism in Eukaryota, Fungi, Basidiomycota, Malasseziomycetes, Malasseziales, Malasseziaceae. Gene Ontology annotation, cellular component: mitochondrial matrix. Gene Ontology annotation, molecular function: L-glutamate N-acetyltransferase activity, acting on acetyl-CoA as donor.